Molecule: messenger RNA, 2580 nt
Organism: Sphaeramia orbicularis (orbiculate cardinalfish)
Lineage: Eukaryota; Metazoa; Chordata; Actinopteri; Kurtiformes; Apogonidae
Gene: abcf3
Product: ATP-binding cassette, sub-family F (GCN20), member 3
Exons: 21
Coding region: 41-2221 (726 amino acids)
Molecular function (GO): ATP binding; ATP hydrolysis activity
Source: RefSeq, a predicted model, not a curated record
CCUUUAGAACUACAUUCCCCAUGAUUCCCGGGGCUGUCGCAUGUUGGCGCAUGCGCGUGUCAGCGGUGUCCCAGGGCCGGGUAUCAUGGCGUCGUACGUGGACAUCCUGAAGAGCGAGUUCCCUGAGAUCGAUUCGGAGCUCUUCGACUACAUCACAGGUGUUCUGGACAGCGGGGGGGCGGACUUUGAGGAUGGAGAGGAGGUGUUCGAGGCUGUGGGUGGAGUUCUGCAGGAGGUGUCAGCUGACAGCAAGAACGAGGACGACAUCAGAGAAAUCUGCCUCCAGAUGUUCAACACGCUCAAACUGACCAACUGCCACGGCGCUCAGCAGCAGGUGUUACUGGACGCUCCGGUGCAGCUGUCACAGAUGAGCACCGACACCAACUCUGCUGCUAAAGACAUUCAGGGCAUCUGGAUGAUGAAACGUCCUCAGAACACAACGGUCGACGCAAAGAAGCUGGAGAAAGCUGAGGCCAAGCUGAAGGCCAAGCACGAACGACGCAACGAGAAGGACUCUCAGAAGGCCUCCACUCCACUUGUCCUGGAGGAGGCGUCGGCCAGUCAGGCCAGCAGUAAGAAGGACAACCGAGUCGACCAAUCAGGGAAGAAUCGCAGCUACGACAUCCGCAUCGAGAACUUUGACGUGUCCUUCGGAGAGAGGUGUCUGCUGCAGGGGGCGGAGCUCUCCCUGGCAUCAGGCCGGCGUUACGGUCUGAUUGGUCGAAACGGUCUGGGGAAGACGACGUUGCUGAAGAUGUUGGCCAGUCGUAACCUGCGUGUCCCCGCCCACAUCUCCAUUCUGCACGUGGAACAGGAAGUGGCUGGAGACGAGACGCCGGCGUUGCAGAGCGUCCUACAGAGCGACACGACCAGGGAGGAGCUACUGUCGGAGGAACGGCGGCUGAACGCUCGUAUCGCCAAUGGAACAGCCGACGGAAUGGAGAGCGUCCGCCUGUCGGAGAUCUACGUGAAGCUGGAGGAGAUCGAGGCCGACAAAGCCCCGGCCCGGGCAUCCAUCAUCCUGGCUGGUCUUGGAUUCUCUCCCAGAAUGCAACAGCAGACCACCAAGGAGUUCUCCGGCGGCUGGAGGAUGAGGUUGGCGUUGGCCAGAGCUCUGUUUGCACGGCCCGACCUGCUGCUAUUGGACGAGCCGACCAACAUGUUGGACGUCAGAGCCAUUUUGUGGCUGGAAAACUACCUGCAGACGUGGCAGUCGACCAUCUUGGUCGUCUCCCAUGACCGUAACUUCCUGAACGCCGUGGUGACAGACAUCGUCCAUCUACACUCUCAGAGGCUGGACAGUUACCGUGGCGACUACGAAAACUUUGUUAAAACCAAAGAGGACAGACUUAAGAACCAGCAGAGAGAGUACGAGGCCCAGCUGCAGUACCGACAGCACAUACAGGUGUUUAUCGACAGAUUUCGAUACAACGCGAACAGAGCAGCUCAGGUCCAGAGUAAACUGAAACUACUGGAACGACUACCUGAGCUGAAACCAAUCGAAAAAGAAACUGAAGUCACUUUAAGGUUUCCAGAUAACUUUGAGAAGUUGUCUCCUCCCAUCCUGCAGUUGGAUGAAGUGGAGUUUUAUUACAGUCCGGAUCAGCGGUUGUUCUCUGGACUCAACCUCUCGGCGGACCUCGAGUCUAGGAUCUGUAUCGUUGGAGAAAACGGUGCUGGAAAAACGACGGUCCUCAAAUUGCUGAUGGGUGAAUUGACGCCGAUCAACGGAGUCAGACAAGCCCACAGGAACUUGAAGAUCGGAUACUUCAGCCAGCACCACGUGGAUCAGCUGGACCUCAACGUCUGCUCUGUGGAGCUGCUGCUCAACAAGUUCCCCGGUCGGACGGAGGAGGAGUAUCGCCACCAGCUGGGAGGAUACGGGAUCACAGGAGAACUGGCCACCAGACCUGUGGCCAGUCUGUCUGGAGGACAGAAGAGCAGGGUGGCCUUCGCCCAGAUGACCAUGCCCUGUCCAAACUUCUACAUCUUGGACGAGCCCACGAACCACCUGGACAUGGAGACCAUCGAGGCUCUGGCUAAAGCUCUGAACAAGUUCAAAGGCGGGGUCAUCCUGGUGUCACACGAUGAGCGUCUGAUCCGGUUAGUCUGUAAGGAGCUGUGGGUCUGUGAAGCCGGGCAGGUCCACCGCGUCGACGGCGGCUUCGACGAGUACCGCGACAUCCUGCAGGAGCAGUUCAGGAAGGAGGGCUACCUGUGAGGCCACGCCCCCUCACUGUGGACAGACACAAGCCCCGCCUCUACCCCCUCAUAACAACACCCCUCCCCUCCCGUCUUCCACCCCAGCGACCAAUCGGAGCAGAGCGGACGAUGCCUCCGGCCUCUGAACUGAACUCCUGAUGUGCUGCUGGCUGACUGGUCCCGCUGGGGUCAAAGGUCACCACUGCAGAGCGACCUGUGGAGGGGAAGGCAUUGCCAUGACGACGUGGAGUUAAUUUAAAGCAUCGAGCAGCGUCUGUGUGUCGUCUGAAAACAUGAAUCUGUUGUUGUUUUCUGGGUUUACAGAGACCGGACAUCAGUCAUUAUAUAUUUACAUGAGAAUAAAAGCGCCACAUCACA